AUGUCGCCUGAUCCAUUCGAUGGCGGCUCCCGCUCCCGCCGCGGAGUUUGGAGUCAUUGGGUGCCUCUCGCAAUCACCCUGACUGUCGCGACAGCUGGAGUUGCAGCCUGGGCUUGGAGCCAGCGCAAGGACUCAGAUGACGACGACGAGCCAGGCCUGGACUACGACAAUGCCGACUAUGGCGAUAAUCCGGCCUACGGUGCUUCGAGGAACGACUUCACUCCCUCGAAGCCCCCGCGGCCACAACAGCCUCCUUAUGCGGAUGAUCAGCAGAGCUUUGGAGUAGCGCCGGGACCGUCCAGCGAGGCGUCCGCGCCUGGAUGGGGCGCAAGAAUGUCCGGUGCGCUUCGGCGAACACCCAGCCCGCAGCAGCUGAUCGAUUCUACUGGAAAAUCUGUCGCUGCUGGGUUCGCUGCCAUGGGUAAGGCCCUAGCAUCAAUCCGCGAGGAGGACAAGUAUUCCGAGAAUAACCCUUGGUCGGAAGAGGCAGAUUUGAAGCAAGAACGUGCCCCCGCGUCGACAAGCAAGAAGAGGAAGACUGUCGUCCUCGUAGUCUCGGCAGACUCGUCCCUUUCGGAGGCCGACAAUGGUGGAUAUCAUGAGCAUGCGUCAAUCCUGUCCCACAUUCCUCGGCACAAUGACUUCUCGAAGAUUAAGCUCUUCAUUCUGAUUUAUGCACCGAGCUUGAAGGAUACACCCCUGGACCCCGCUGCAUCUAGUAACCUUCCGCCUCCUUCGUUGAGCUCAUCAUAUUCUAACAUUGAGCACAACCAAGCUCAAACUCCAGGAGAUGAAGCCAAGAGCCCACAGUACGUAUAUAAAAGAGAAGAGCUGACAACUACGAAUAUGGCUAAUGUUUCAUCAAGGCUGAACGCGUCUACCAGCCCAGCAUUCAAUGCUGUGUACUCACAGGCGCUGUCGCUUGUCGACAAGGAAACUAUGGUAAUUCCAUUCACCACCCCGAAUGGUCAUGUGCACAUUCUACGUCAUCUUCAGCCGGAGGUUGUCUAUCUCCAGGAGUCUCUUUCAGGAGACAAUGGCAGCAUCAUCACCAACCUGCAAACUUGGCUGCGCUACGACGUCAUCUUGGUUGUGGGAGCUGAAAGCUCUGGCGGUCUUGCUGACAGCGAGUCUGAGGCGGAGAGGAAUACCAAGGUCACGAAAUGGUGGCAGAGGCCCGAGAGGGUCGGUCGUGGCCGUGGUGUUGUGGUUGUUGAUGGUGGCAGGGUUCACGAUGAUUGGACGCGCCGCGUUCAGGGCGUGGAAUAG
Messenger RNA from Clonostachys byssicola, 1269 nucleotides. The record is from the annotation of a GenBank genome assembly. NCBI's taxonomy places the organism in Eukaryota, Fungi, Ascomycota, Sordariomycetes, Hypocreales, Bionectriaceae.